GGGUCGGAAGUCUUGUUGUGUUGUUGCUGUAGCUCCUUAGACAUCCAUGGUGGUGUAGCUCUGUAAGGAGAGCUCAAGUCAAGAGGAUAGCUGUUAUGUUUUCUUGAAAAGUCAUCAUCAGCUAGAAGACAUGAAGAAGAGGUUCAACAUCAACCUGGACGACACUGCUUUCGCCAAAGAAAGAACACCGCCAAAGCCGCAGUUUCAGCCUUCAUCCAAAGGAGGACAAAACACCUCAGACUCUACUUCAGCUUCAGCAAAGCCUGCUUCUGUGCCCGUGGAGCAGCCAGUUUCCUAUGCAGAGUACAUCGUCCAGAGUAAAAGCAAUGUGGCUGCUCCCCUUCAGAGAGAGGGUUCCUCCAAACCUCUCAAGACUGUAGUUGCUGAAGGUACCAAUCAAAAGAAAAGUGAGUCAGAUUCAGUGUCUUCUGCCUCUGGCGGAUGUGAAACACCUCAGGACUGUGCUGAAGGGAGUGAAGGUGGAUCUGAAGGGGUUAAGAAGAGCGAUGACCCACUGGUGGCUGGUUCACAUCAGAAAGAGGGGAACUGUCAAAGGUCAGACCCAAUACCAAAUCUGGGCCCAAAACCAGUGGGGUCCGGGAGCAGCAUUAUUGUCAGUCCUCGACAGAGGGGAAAUCCCAUCCUGAAGUUUGUGAGGAGUGUCCCCUGGGAGUUUGGAGAAAUUGUACCGGACUAUGUCUUGGGCCUGACAACUUGUGCUCUCUUCCUCAGUCUGAGGUAUCACAAUCUCAAUCCAAACUAUAUCCACGACCGCCUGAAGCAGCUUGGACAGAAUUUUACCCUGCGAGUGUUACUGGUGCAAGUAGACGUGAAAGAUCCUCAUCAUACUUUGAAGGAGCUGGCUCGCAUCGGCAUCAUGGCUGACUGCACUCUCAUCUUGGCCUGGAGUCCAGAGGAGGCAGGGCGUUACCUGGAAACGUAUAAGUCCUACGAAAAGAAACCUGCAGACCUACUGAAGGAGCAAGUUGAGAAAAACUACCUGUCAAAAGUUACUGAUUGCCUGACCACUGUGAAGUCUGUAAACAAGACCGACGCCAUUACCUUGCUGUCCACUUUCUCAUCUGUAGAAGGAAUCAUCAGUGCCUCUAAGGAAGACUUGGUUCUCUGUCCAGGCCUUGGACCACAAAAAGCACGGCGACUCUACGAUGUGCUCCAUAAUCCCUUCCUCAAGUCAAAGACAAAACACAGCUGAAACGUCUUACCAAGGAUCUGUGACAUGCGCACAAACAUGCUCUCUAGAGGACGGAAUUUAAUACUAUAAACACUCUUGAUUUUCUAAGGUGGUGAAAGAAAUGUGACUUCUCUGAGACUGAGAAUCAGCUAGGGGUGUUUUUUUUCGAAUUUUAAGAUGUGAACUCUUUAGCUGUUAGAGCUGUACACUGAUUCUAUGCUGUAUUGAUUUAAUAUUUGAUGUCAUUUGUUCAUUGCUUAACUAUUUUUU
This is a messenger RNA of Anoplopoma fimbria (sablefish), 1462 nucleotides long. It is a transcript of the gene ercc1, whose product is annotated as excision repair cross-complementation group 1. Gene Ontology annotation, cellular component: nucleus; nucleotide-excision repair factor 1 complex; ERCC4-ERCC1 complex. The transcript has 9 exons. Gene Ontology annotation, molecular function: damaged DNA binding; single-stranded DNA binding. Lineage: Eukaryota; Metazoa; Chordata; Actinopteri; Perciformes; Anoplopomatidae. The coding region runs from base 131 to 1213 and encodes 360 amino acids. Gene Ontology annotation, biological process: UV-damage excision repair; nucleotide-excision repair; meiotic mismatch repair. The record is from RefSeq and is a predicted model, not a curated record.